CUUUACAACUGCAGACUGGUUUGGCGUGUUUACUCGCGGCGCGCUCCUUAUAAUCCUUUGCGCCCGAUUUCAACAGUUCAUUAAUGUGUCCGAACGUCACACCUGUUGCCACCCAAUUUCUUUGCCGUCCUAAUUUUGAGCUACGUUACUUUCAAGAAACGAAGGGAAAAAAAUAUUUUUCAACUAUUUAGUAAACUUUAUGAUAUUUUUACAAUUUUUCUUUCAAAGAGUGCAGUCUUUAAGUUUAUGUAAUUUUUAUUUGGCUUUAAAAAGGAAUUUUUUCUAGGGGGAAAAAUAUUUAAGAGAGAAAAAACUGUAGAAUGUGGUUCGUUAAAUAAUUACGGAUCGUCUGCGUGUGUGUUACCGCGUAAUUCUGAAAUAACGGAUUUUUCAUGGAGGAAGUAGAAGGACCUAACGUGGUGAUGAUGGGCAACGGUGUGGAGCCCCCAGAUUUCGAAGUGACCCUCCUUGAACCUAGACCUUUUAGACCCUUCAAAAGUUCUGAGGAAUAUCUAUAUGCCAUGAAGGAAGAUUUGGCCGAAUGGCUGAACGGAUUGUAUGAAGGUCUAGAUCUGGACGCCGACAACUUCCUUGAGCAGAUGGAAACCGGCGUUAUCUUGUGUCAGCAUGCAAAUAAUGUGGUGCGAAAAGCUAGAGAAUAUUACAGGAGUGGCAAUGCAAUUCACGGGGAUGUACCGAUCCCAGAUCGCGAUGUGGUAUAUCGCUACGACGUUUUGCCGGAAACUUUCCAUGCGAGGGACAAUGUGAGCAAUUUCAUUAGCUGGUGCCGUUCUCUCAACAUCAAAGAAUGCUUGUUAUUCGAAACAGACGACUUAGUGCUUCGCAAGAACGAGCGUAGUUUCAUUUUAUGUCUUUUGGAAGUAGCCAGGAGAGGAGUGAAAUUCGGUAUGCCUGCACCCCUUUUAGUGCAACUGGAGCAAGAAAUCGAUGCUGAGAUUGCAAAUGACGACGAUGGCUACGAGACACUCUAUACCAGACAGCCCCAAGUUGUUACCAAUGAUCUUAGAAGCCUUCACGAAAGAGUGGUGGAACUACUGAGUCGAUGCACAUGCCCGUCUCAGUUUCCUAUGAUACGUGUAGCGGAUGGAAAAUACAGAAUUGGAGAUACCAAGGUUCUCAUAUUCGUUAGGAUUCUGCGGAGCCACGUGAUGGUAAGAGUUGGAGGUGGAUGGGAUACCCUUGAGCAUUACCUGGAUAAACACGACCCCUGCAGAUGCAGAUCAGGGCACAGGCUAGCAACAUCGGCAAAGCUCACCAUGCUUCAAGGAAAGAGCUCAAUUCCCAGCAUGCAUGUUACUUACAACAGACCACCUCAAGCUCCCUCCAGUACUCCGUCGUCUCCUCAAGGUCCUCGUCGUUCUCUUGCCUAUACAUCACCCACGACAAGCCGUCGUUGUCAUCAUCCUUCUUCCUCUCCUCCAUCGUCCCUGCGUUCCUUGCCACCACCUCCCUGCAGUGACGAUUCUUCCACUUCCAGUCUUCAAGACACUUUAGAAAGGAAAUCUCCCAAGAAAUCCAUUCGCCGUGUUUCCAAGAAUGGGGCCUCUUCGUCUGAUGAAGAAGAUGACGCGUCAGACGAUGAAAGUUACAAAAGAGCCCCCAGGAGGCGAGAGCCGAGGAGAGAGCUCAUACUCAAAGACACAGUCCCAUCUUCAUGGAGGUAUUCACCAGGAAUACCUAAGAAAGAGUAUCAGCAACCUGUUGCCUUCGGAAGUAGUCAACAACGAAAAAUCGGGGAUAGUCCUUGCAAUAGUCGCUUGCCAGCGUUGACACCACGGUCGGAAAUUAAACAGCCUCCAAAACAGGUAGGAAAAGUAUCCCCUCGCCCUCAUUAUCAGCAGGACUGGAAUGAUGUGCGAUCCCAAAGCUCAGAAGAAUUAUUUCAGACUCCGUCUUCGGGUCCGGUGCAACCGAAAAGUUUAGUUUUUCACUCUAGGGGACCAUCACCUGUUAAUGUUAAGGGUAGGAAUAUGGUUGAAAAGUACCAAAUUGAUGCAAGCUUCCGUAGAAAUGAUCCAAAGCGCCAUUCGUCUCCUCGAAUCAACCAGAGGACGGAUCCUAAGCUUAGACUGUCGCCUCCAAAACCCCCUAUUAGAAGAGUGUCAACUUCAAAUAACAUCCAAAAUAUCCAAAAUGGUUCAUCCUCGAGACGAAUGUUCUGGUCUCCUGAAAGACAAACCCAACCGAAAAUCGCAGUGACUCGUAAAAACUCAGCUCCGUCACCGGAAAAAAUUUCACCAGUCUUGGAGAAACUGCUGCAACAUAGUGAUUUGUGCUCGGAUAAGAACUUCGUUAUGAAAAUUGAGCAAUUAAUUGCCGAAUUUCAAGCGAAAACUAAACUGGAUGAAUCUGAUUAUGGACAAAUUCAGUUUUCAUCUCUACCCACUAUAAAAAGUGAAGAAGUAAAACCGGUCUAUUUACAUCCAAGGAGGUCUCCUGUUGAGCACAACGGUGGGAAAUCGCCGUCUAAAAUACCAUUGCCUACGUGGAGCUCUAAAUGCCAUACCUAAGUCACUGUGAAAUUAUCUAUUUUUUAUAGGAAUCACACUUACGCAAUUUUGACUAUACUCUGUCGUUUUCUUGCUGUUAGGAAGAUCCUGAAAAGUGGAAUUUUCUGGAAAUAUAAUCUGGAGUAAUAUAAAAAAUACUGAAUAUAUUAUUAAACGCUUAUUUUAUACGUUUAAGAAAUAAUGGACAUUUUCUCAGUUUUUAUAUGGGACCAAAAUAAUUGUUUCUCAUAGAGGAAAAUAAAAUGUACCGGCUAUUUUUCCGUUUAUAAGUUAAGUCUAUGCAUCCUCAUUAGCCAAUCAGUAUGACUCAGUUUGCUUCAGAAUAAUUUUUCAUUAAUUUUGUACUCCAAAGUAUUUUAAACGUGCUUGCUUCCCUUGCUUUUGAUGAAUGACCCAAAAAUAAAUUUUAAAAAAUAGCGCAUAAAAUUGAAAAAUGGAUAUUUAUUGCUACAACAUUGCUCAAAUCGCAUAGUAUUCGAUUUAGAGUUAAUGAAUAAGUAAUCUUUUAUUAUAUCAUAUAUUAAUUUUUGAGUGACUCCCAUACAAUAUUUUGCUGUUAAUAAUAACUACUUUUUCAUUUCCUUGAAAGGAAAUGAGAACCUCCCUUUUGCAGGGGCUCCCACCUGUGGCCAAAUGUUUAAGACCACUUAAUACUAGUUCGACCUGGUGUGGGUUCGAACAGGCUGGCUGCAUGGUUGGUUUUCAUGGUUUCAUCAUGUGUAAUGUGAGUACGAACCAGUUCCCCUUAGAAAGUUUUUCACGGAGGCAUCCCUCAUCUUAGGCAUAUAGCUCUCGUGGCUUUGCCUUAUUCAAGUAACCUAACAUUACCUACCCUUUGUCAGGAUUACCCCUAAAAGUCAGCUCUAUCAAAACUGUUUAUUCGAAACCAUCUGAAGUGCUAGAAAAAGACUAAGUAUUACACUAAAAAGCCAGACCUCUUGUUUGACUUUGUUUUGAUAAAGAAUUGUUGUAUUUAGCUGGAUUUUUCCAUCUUAAAAAUCGCAAUACUAAUUUUUAGAGAAAAUAGUUAUUCAUUAAGAAACCUUGAAAACCUUUGUAUAAAAAUAAUAUGGACAGCAGGCUAGUCCAUUUUAAUUAUAUCGCAGCAGAUUUAUGUGUAUAUAUGUAUGUUCGUAUUUAUUCAUAAUUUGGGUUCCAUACUUUCUCUCUAACAAAAAGGUUAAAGGUAAUUAAAAAUUCUUUGUAUCUUUAGUGUAAUAUAAAGAAUGGUUUCAGUAUUUGAUAACAGGUAAUUUAAAAAUAAUAAUGUAUGUGCUGUUUUGAAAUAGACACAAAACAGUAUAGUAAGUAAUGCGACUUUUGAUUAAAAAUAGUAAUGGAUUUCAGAAUAAAACAAUUAUCAUUUUUAUGUUUCAGAGACUUAAUCUUAUAUGCUUGUUAUUAAAACAAUGUAUGAUCGAUAACAAGAUUUUGAAAAUUAAAAAUUUUAAAUAGUUACUUUUUUAUUUGCAGAAAAUUUAUUUUGGAUAUUUUUAUCAAAAUUUUUUUCCUUUACAGAUUUUAAAUAUUCUUCUUCUUGAAAGUUAAA
Messenger RNA from Stegodyphus dumicola, 4080 nucleotides. RefSeq lists its product as uncharacterized. The record is from RefSeq and is a predicted model, not a curated record. Lineage: Eukaryota; Metazoa; Arthropoda; Arachnida; Araneae; Eresidae. Gene Ontology annotation, molecular function: actin filament binding; cytoskeletal adaptor activity; microtubule binding. Gene Ontology annotation, biological process: actin crosslink formation; protein localization to microtubule plus-end; regulation of microtubule polymerization or depolymerization. Gene Ontology annotation, cellular component: cytoplasm; microtubule plus-end; actin filament.